GUCACAAACUGCUCUCAUCAAAAAUGGAUUUUCACGGACAAAAAAUGAGUCUCUCGUUUUCAAUUGAAAAUAUCUUGCGCGAGGAUUUCGCCCAUCAGCGAAGGCCGAAUUUUGUUUACUUUCCCACGCAGGGCGAGUUAGAUUUCGAACGCUGGCCAAGUUCGUCUGUUUAUCAGUGCUGUUCGGUUCGUUUCCUAAGCCCCGGCUUUGUGAAAUGUUUACCCAAUAUUCACGGAGUGGAGGACAGAUUACAGAGACCGAAUGCAGGGGCAGAAAAUCUUUCUUUAAAAGAGGAGAAGAAAUCGUUUGAGGAAGAUGGCAUGAGUUAUAAUGAAGAGGUGAUUCUCCAGGAAAAUGAUGAAGGAUGCGAUAAGGACUCUAGUCAAAGAUCGAAGUCGGAAAAGUGCAUCGAAAAAGGAGUAAAACCGCGAAAAAGAAGAAAUCGCAGCCAUUUCACUCAGCGUCAACUCCAAUAUCUCGACAAGAUUUUUUCCCGCCAACAGUAUCUUACACGCGACGAGCGCACGCUAUUGGCGAGGGGCCUGGAAAUGACUGAACUUCAGAUCAGAAACUGGUUUCAGAACCGAAGAUACCAGAAAAGACAUCGAGGGCAAGAAGACAAGAAGCGAGUUGAACCAGAAAUGUCUGUUGUUGCAUGAAAAUAAUAGUAGAAAUUCACCUCUACAUAAAAUGAAUUUUUAAGCCAAAAGAAAACAAAAAGAAGUCUGCAAUAAAUAUUUAUGUUUUCUGAUAUAAUAUAAUACUUCUGUUUUAAAAAGAAGACUUGUAUUUUUAUGUACAUAUUGAGUUUACUGACUUAAAUAUUGUAUCAAAUUAAUUUAUGGACGAUUUUUCUUAAGAAACUCCAACAUAUUGAUACAAUUACGAAGGGUUUAAAAGUCAGAACCGUAAAAACGGUGAAUUCCAUGUCUACUAAUGAUAGAUUCAUACUGAUUUGAACACAUUUUUAAGUUACUCUGUUUUCCUGAUUUCACCGGCAGUUCUACCGAACUAAAGCUUAUUUCAAACCAGUGGAGUUUAUAUAUGCAUAGGUACUUAUUCCUAAUGAAAGUUAUUAAUAGCAAAGAAAUUGCAGAGAGGUAAAUAUAUAUAUAGUAUUGAUGUAUUCUUGCAAAAAACCUUUUGAAUACAAAAAGAUAUCAUAUUCGUACAGA
Messenger RNA from Pocillopora verrucosa, 1175 nucleotides. RefSeq names its product homeobox protein vent1-like. Gene Ontology annotation, molecular function: DNA-binding transcription factor activity, RNA polymerase II-specific; RNA polymerase II cis-regulatory region sequence-specific DNA binding. NCBI's taxonomy places the organism in Eukaryota, Metazoa, Cnidaria, Anthozoa, Scleractinia, Pocilloporidae. Gene Ontology annotation, cellular component: nucleus. Gene Ontology annotation, biological process: regulation of transcription by RNA polymerase II; cell differentiation. The record is from RefSeq and is a predicted model, not a curated record.